Molecule: messenger RNA, 1787 nt
Organism: Harpegnathos saltator (Jerdon's jumping ant)
Lineage: Eukaryota; Metazoa; Arthropoda; Insecta; Hymenoptera; Formicidae
Gene: cib
Product: thymosin beta cib
Exons: 7
Coding region: 362-862 (166 amino acids)
Biological process (GO): actin filament organization
Cellular component (GO): cytosol
Molecular function (GO): actin monomer binding
Source: RefSeq, a predicted model, not a curated record
CCGCAGAAGCGUCAACCGACUAGCCAGUGUACCGUCUACGGCCUGCCCUUGAACAGCGUUUACGUCUGCGAUUGUGCCCGCGGCUGCCUGCCCCCGCGACUCGCAUCUGACAGGCUUCCAGGACAACGGCCAAGCUGAGCGCAUGGCAUCGCCAUGAUAUUUCGCAGCCGCUUCCUGAGAGAAGCCUGACCGCGAUCCGGCUAACUCCGAGUGACUCUUCAGCAGCCGGGUACCCGCCGGGCACGGCAGCCUGUGCUCGUCCUUGUUCAGCUGGACACUCGACUAUCGGAACACACCCGAUAAUUCGGACGGUACCUAUGUACCGUCUCGUACCUAUAUCAAGGAGUGACAACGUUGCGCCAUGUCGAGUCCGUCGUUGAAGGAUCUGCCUAAAGUAGCCCUAGAUCUGAAAAGCGAAUUGGAAGGUUUCAACCAUGGCUGCAUGAAGAAAGCUGCUACCGCCGAGAAAAAUGUUUUACCCUCUGCUGAAGACGUACGACAGGAGCGACAGCACUCGGAGUUGAUACACGGCUUGGAAACCUUUAAGACAGAUCAGUUGAAGCACGCCGAUACAAAAGAGAAGAUUAUAUUGCCUAACGCCAAAGAUGUUGCUGCAGAGAAGACUCAGCAAACGCUGAUCGCUGGCAUCGAGAAGUUCGAUACCGCAAGUCUCAAGCAUACUGAGACUCAAGAAAAGAACCCGCUACCUGAUAAAGAUGCGAUUCAGCAAGAGAAAGGAAAACAGCAAUUGAUCUCCGGCAUCGAGAACUUCGAUCCGGCGAAGUUGAAGCACGCGGAAACUCUGGAGAAAAAUCCUUUGCCGACCAAAGAAGCGAUCGACGCCGAAAAGAUAGCCGCUUAAAACGAGAGUCGCCGUAUACACGAAGGAACACGAAGGAAGGGAACGGGAAACGGCGACUCGUCGCUUCUUCCAUUUUCUAUAUCCGUGACAUUUUAUAAUUAUUCGUACAUUGCCAAGAAUGAAUGCGCGAACGCGAAGCACUGUGUUAGUCGUAAUCCUAUGAUUAUACUUAUACUUACUACUGCCAUCGGGCGUGUUUCCUCCUUCUGGCGAGAUCGGAAGACUCUCGACGAAAACGUCCAAUUGAAUCACUGGGGUAGUCGCGAUGACUACGCCGCUGCUGCUGUUCCGUUUUAAUCUCGAUGUCCAAUCCGCUUGUCGAGAGACGAUUGAACGGCAAUUAGACAACGACUUGAACGAAAGCGGAUCUAAAGAGGGGAAAGAAAAAAAGGGAGAAUUCUCGUUUCGCCGUGUGGUUUGUCUAACUUGCUUCCUAGCUGGACUAUUCGCUCGUUUUGUCACGCGAACAAACAUCGUGACACGAGUGUUCGCCUAAGUCAAUCCGACUAAAUAAGAUGAGGAAGCGAAGAAACUUGCAACUAAAAUGAUCGGUAAACGCGAUGGGAGUUUGGAACAUUUAUUAUCGUGAGAGGAGGGAGGGUCUUUUACUAAACUCGCUUUGGACCGCGCGGGAUCGUCGUCACCUCGCCAAAGGAUGUAGUUUUUUCUAUCGAGGAAGAGAGAAAGAGAGUUGCUUCAUGCGCGGGUAUACGUUAUUUUCGAUAAUAGCAGGCAAAUUUCUCGGUGGCAUUGCAUGAUGAUCUGUUACAGCAGAUAGCAGACGCGGAAGCACACAGUGGUCGAUCUUAUAUUUAUGUAAAAAUCAUAUUUUGUAUAACGGGCUAUUGUACUUUUUUAAUAUUUCGUACACAUCGCAUUGUCAUUCCGAUGAAAUUAUUACGACGAAUAAAAAAAGUAAUUUGUA